Onychostoma macrolepis is the source of this 536-nucleotide messenger RNA. RefSeq names its product cytosolic carboxypeptidase 1-like. Lineage: Eukaryota; Metazoa; Chordata; Actinopteri; Cypriniformes; Cyprinidae. The record is from RefSeq and is a predicted model, not a curated record. Bases 189 to 536 code for a protein of 115 amino acids. The transcript has 6 exons.
CAGAUCAUGGAUUCUGCGUCAGCUCUGUUGCUGGACGCGCCCUCACUUCCGUGUGUGUUCGGGGAUAGAGAGUAAAUAAUAACACCGUCAGGGGGCUUGUGUCUGUGUUGCCAAGAGAACGCGGUGUGAGGAGUUCAGAUGGCGCAGGUCUCGCGUGCUUUAAAGCAGUCAGUUUGACGACUUAUUGAAUGUGGCAAGACAUGAAUAAACCCAAAAUGGCUGCAGAAAAAAGUGCUUCCCGGGUGCUGAUGUUGCUGAGUCAGCUGGAAAGACUGAAUGAGGAGCCAAAAGUCUCUGAUAAUGAUGCCAUUCGGCAGAUCACAGGCAAAAUCCUUCACCUCAUCCAGACUCAAGAGAAGACCCGUAAGGAGGUGGGGUCUAAAAGCUCUGGCGGGAUGGAGAUCAUUCUGUCGUCUCUGGAGAAUACACAGGAUUUGCAGACCACUCUCAACAUCCUCGCUAUCUUGAAUGAACUGUUGACUGUGGGUCUCUGCCAAGGAUACAUUUUUGAGUGCUACAAGGCUAUUGGAUUUUAA